Messenger RNA from Pararge aegeria (speckled wood butterfly), 5996 nucleotides. RefSeq lists its product as uncharacterized. The transcript has 2 exons. The record is from RefSeq and is a predicted model, not a curated record. Gene Ontology annotation, biological process: regulation of mitotic nuclear division; negative regulation of meiotic nuclear division. Gene Ontology annotation, cellular component: nucleus. Bases 212 to 1567 code for a protein of 451 amino acids. Lineage: Eukaryota; Metazoa; Arthropoda; Insecta; Lepidoptera; Nymphalidae.
UUGAUGUUUUACAAAGUGUAACGUAAAUAAUUAUAAAUUAAUUCUAAUCCAUUUAGUAUAUUUCUUUUUAACCGUUACUUAAAUUCAUCUAAAGUCGAUCUCGUAUACAAUAAAAUGAAGAUCCAAAUACCUUAGUGAGCAUAGCUAUGAUUAUGUGCCACAAAAAUUGUGUUUAGAAAGUUCCCAAGGCUUGAAUCCUAGUUCUAACGAUAUGGAUAUUCACUCUGAAUAUAUGGAACCUGUUACGCCAGGGCUUACUUACGAUAAUGUUGGUUACUGGAAAACUGAGGAUAGCGGAUACCAUACAUCAUACACUCCAGGUUCAUUGGAGUGCUCGGAAUUAUCAAGUGAAAACUUCAACCCUACAAUAUUUCAGAGCAAAAUUGGCUUUACAGGACAGUUUCAAGUAGGUUGUUAUGACAUCCAAUCAGAUGUCAACUUUCGACCUACAUUACAGUUUAGUACAGGAAUUAUCAGAUCACAGGAAACUCAUAUAGAAUCACCACAAAACCGAAGAGGCGUCAAACGGGCGUAUAAUGGAGAGCCAGACAAUAGAGAUCAUAUCAACUACGGCUCUAUCCCAACUCCCACAAGUAUGAUAGCGGGAGGAUUGUGUAAGCUGAGGUUUAGUGAUAAAAAGUUAAAUACAUCCUAUUCUUCUGGAAGUUUUGAUUCUGCAGACUUUUUAACUGGAGAUUUAUACUCAAGAAAUGAACAUAUUCAUACACCUUACCCUACAACACCUAUUAAAAAGGUCUGCAGAAACAAUUGCAAGUUGAGUAGUCCACUAAAUCCUAGAAAACCAGUAAAGAAGCUUAACUUUGCUAUACACUCAUUGUCAUGUGAUAGACAAGCGUUACAACCCAUUGUCAAGUCUGUUAAACUUCAGAAUAAUGCUGAUAAUGCAUAUAAAUUUAGACCUAAUCAGAAAAUAGACAUAAUAAAAAUGUUGUAUCAAGAAGCAAACGUUAUGCCGCCAGUAAUGAAAAUUUUCAAUUAUUUGUCAAAUGAAGAUAUUUAUAAGUUUACAUUAGUUAGCCCCCUGUGGCAAAAAGUUUGGGAAGAUGUAAGCAAGGUAAAAACCAAGAAGCAAGAGUAUUUACACUACCUUAAGGAUGUACGGGACAACCAGGAAAACAAAAUGUCAACACCCAAAAACAUUGACACCAUUCAGAUAAGACCAUUAAUGGAGAUUCACAAUGUAUUGAAUAAUCACAAUGUAAUAAAUAAGACAACUAGUACUCCUAUUAGCCCUCCAGGAACACCUAAAACCAUCAGAUUUAAAAGAUUUGCUAAGGCUGCAUCAUUAGAUAUACGUAAGCAACUGUGCUGUGUGCGAUGUCAAAAACCUGCCAAAAUAACAGAAGAGUCUUCUGGAGAGGAAUGGGUUGAGUGCACAAGUGUCACUUGCUCCUACCAGUUUUGCAGAUUUUGUAAGUGUGAUAGGCAUCCAGGUAAGAAUUGCUUCAAAUAUGACCUUGAUGGCCCUAGUCCAUCAAAGAGGAAGAAAAAUACCUGUGCUGUAGGUACCAAGAAAAGCAGAAAAAACUUAAGAAGACUCCUGUGACUUUAAUAUUGUAGAUGUAUACUUAUACCAGUGAUUUACUAUAGAAGUUUUUGUUUGCAUUCCAUACCCAAAGAUAUGAUGAUUUCAAAAAUCAUUUGUAAGAGAUUAGUAUGAAAUAAUUUCGAGUAAUGGAAUUGAGGAUUCCGUAGGUCUGAUAUUGUGCCAUUUUUAUUUGAUAAUUUUAUAGUAUGACUGCACUAACAACUUACUGUAAUACCAAUUGUAAGAUUGUAUUACAUUAACAACAAAAUUUUCUAAAGGUAACAACUUUGUUAAGCCUCUUACAAUGAAAGUACAAUAUUUAAUACAUAUAGAUAAAUUAUGCAUACCAUCAAUAUGAUAAGUAACUUUCCUUUUAUUUAAACAGGAUAAGUAUAAUAUGGUUGAAAAAUGCUUGACAGUAUAAUUUAGAAUUGUUUUAUAAAUAUUUUUAUGGCCAUUUCAAAAUUUCACCCUGUAAACUCUGGCAAAAAAGUACUUUAGUAGUCUCUGGAUUUAAGCUAUCCCUAUGCGAAAUUACCCAUAGAUUGGCUGAGCUGCUGAGUUGUGGAUAGACUAUUUUUAAAUCCUGCAGGAUUGGUUCAUGGGUAGUUUACUGGGAUAAAAAUUAAUGUGUGCUGUAAGCUAAAUAUCCUUAAGAUCUUGACUGUAGAGAGGCUGAUUAUAUAUAACAAGUAAACUCCAAACAAAGAUACACUUUUGAAUUUAUAGCUAGCUUUUUAAAAUGUUAGUUUUCCUGGGAAAAAAUCCAACCAAACCAAAAUGCCUAUUGUCUUCCAUAUGCAAGCUCCCUCUAUACCAAGAUUAAUAAAGCCGUUCAACAGUGGUAGGUAACAAGGCUUGUUCCAAAAUAAAAAGCAUCUUCAGAAUGCAAGCUGCAGUGGUUUGAACACAGGUAAGAAACAGACAAACUUUCGCAAUUAGUAUGCUCUUAUUGAGUUUAUUAAUAUAAUUUUACCUUAUAAGUAGUGAACACGCAAAUGCAUUCAUACAAGUAUAACUGUCAAUGUAGUUUUACUAGGGGUAGCUUGUUUCAAAUACUUACCUAAAUUACUUAUAACGACUCGCUUGCCCUGCUGCUCGCGAAACAAAAAAAAAUGAUAUCUACAAAAUAAAUCUAUAUGGAAUUUGCUAUGCAAAAAGUUGUAAUGCCUUUAGAAAAUUUUUGAUUUUUAAAGGAAGAAGUUCCCAAAAUGUAGGUUAAUGUAAAGGACUGAUAUUUUAUUGCCAUAAACAAUAACAUAAGGUGGACAGUUUUUUUGUUUUACACAAUAUUUUAUAAGAAUUUCAUUUGAGCUCAAAAUUGAAAGGGUUAAAUCAUUAUAAUUUUAACUAGUUAAUAAAAGCUAUGUAUAAAAAAUUGGAAUCUUUUGCCAUAAAAUUCAGUUAACGAUAAUUUUUAAAGUAAGUAAGUACAAAGAACAGCAACUGUGAUAUUACAGGUAAUAUUUCACUCAUAUCUGUUUUAACACUUAAAAGCACACUUGACAUUUAUGCACUCUAUUUAAUGUUUGACAAUGUCUUACCUCACUCAUCUAGAAAUAUUUUGUAGAGCAUAGUUACUGAUUAGGGUUAUAAAAAAUUACUACUUAGUUGUGCAACAUCACUGCAUAUAAUUUAAGUCGAUAGUUAAGAUAUUUUAAGAUUUGGUAUUGUGAUAAUAUUUUUUCGAAUACUUGAACCUCUGAUGGUUAAUGCAAUUAAAGAGUUUUAUGUGCUUUUUCUUCAUUACUGCUAUAGUUCACAAUUUUAUUUAAUAAAAAUGUUACAUAAAACCUUUUGGGAGUCGAAAAUGUACUGCAAUACAACAAAAUUGAAGUAAAUACUUGUAAGAACCUGGCGAUUUAUCUUAAUAAUAUGUACAAUUGACAUUGUAUUUUAAUAUUUUUACUUAUUAAUUUCUCUUAAGAAGAAGACUAUAAUUUCUUCUGCAGAUGUAUGUUUUUAUUGCAUAAACAUUUUAAUAGAUACUCUUUCUAUUUUCUAGUCUAAAAUAUGAAAUAUGUAAUUUCGUUAAUAAAAAUUGCCGACAGCAUUUAUUACUGAGUUCUACACCCUGAUAGGUACAAUGUAAUCAAAACUCAUUGACAUUUCUUCACUUCAAAGGACUGUUUAUUUUGCAUUUAAAUUUGUAGAUAUUUAGGCUAAAAAUAAGGUAUACACCGCAAUUUUAUUUUUUGGUAUGUUAAGAUUUCGUCUGAAAAAAAGACUUCUUGAUCGUGUGUGUAAAAAAUCUGACGGCCGUUAUAAAUAAUAAUUCAUCAGUAAGUUUUUUUACACACACGUUAGUUUUGUCAGAGAAUCUUUUCUGAAAAGAAAUACAUUUACGUGUAUCUAUAAUCCUAUUUUUCUAGCAUGACCUUCUUGUGUAAAGAAUCUUUGCCUUUAAAUAUGAAGUCAAUUAAAAACACAAAUCUUACGCUUAUGAAAAGAUUGUUUACAUAAUAAUACCAGUCAGAAUAACGGAGUAGGUAGUAUAUCAUGAAUUUUGCAAAAACAAACUGGCGCCAUAGUAUCUACUUUAUAUUAAUUAAAACCUGUUCUUAUAACGGUAAUACUUAGGUGGCAAUAUCCUGACCAAUAAGGGAUUGUAGGUUACAUUUUGGUUGUUAUUUGAAGGAUUAAGAAUAUCGCCAACGCAUGAGGUUUACUUAAAAAACUCGUACCAAUUUACUAACACAAGUAUCUUGUGUUGAAACCUGUUCUUAAAACAGUUAUUCUUGAUCAAGCAGCAAGAACUUAAUACAUUCUGCAGAGGGAUUUUGGAAAAUUUACUUUCGUAUCGCCGUUCAUUCCGGCAGUAGUCAAGUGUUUUACAAAUAAUACCUUAACAGCAUUUAAGCUAAUGAUUCAGUAUUUUCAAUGUGAAAUCCAUUAUAAAUACAUACAUCACAUAUUAUUAGUUAUUUAUUGUCAGUGCUUAGACUUAUAAAAUCACAGACAAUAAAAAUGUUAGUUUAAUUAUAUUAUUCUUAACAGUGCCUUUCUGUCGAGGCCUGACUUGGGACCAAUACUCUUAUGUAGAUACCAUAUGUAUUUUAAAUUUGUAAAUAAUUAAAUUUGCAUAUUCCUUUUACUCGUAACUUUAAAGACAAGUCAUUUAAGUUAGCGUUCUUGUAAUUUUUAAUUUGAAUAGAUAUAAUUUUUGUUUCAACUUAGUUUUAAUCAAAUUUUCUUUCGUAUUCAUAAUACCACAAAGAAAUAUUAUUUAUUCGAAAAGGCAAUUAAAACGUCAUUUAAAUUGAAUGUCGACUACGCAGUCCUCAUAAAUAGAUCAUACACAUUUAAUUUUGAUUCAUUCCAUCGUAUCGCACGGAACAGCCGUCUUAAUGCAAAAUUACAAUCCUUGAACGUUCGUACAUUAUAAAGCAAAUAAUAAAGUAAUUCUCCUGUAUAAUAUUUUGACUAUAAUAAAGUAAUUAUUUAAACUGAAAAGAUUAGGGCCGUGAUUCUCUAUUACAUUCUGUACAUAACCAAAAUUUGUGACGUAAAAAAAUACUUCACAAGAUUAAUAACAGUCAGUAAAGAUUUCAAUGCAAUGGAGGAUUAUGGCCCAGAUUUGUAAUGUAUUUAAAAUAUACCUGGGUAUGUUAUAUCAACGGUUAAAUAGUCAACUUAUUAAUCUCAAAAUGCGUUCAAGAGAUCGAAAGCUUCCUUGUAACGUACAUCCAUAAUUAAUAUGGUACGAUUCAAGGGAUCACUUGUGGCCAUAUUUUAGCAAGAAAUUAAAUUAGCGAGAAUUCAGAUUACUCAGUUCGUUUACUGUUGUAACGGUGAAUAUAUUGGUACAAAAAAUAUCCACAUCAGAACUUUGUCUUCAGGUUUGUUAUGAAAAAUUAUUUUAAAAGUAGUUAGUAAUAUUUAAAUAUCGAUGAUAUUUUCCGUUUUAUCACAACAAAUACAUUUAAGGGGAACUGGUAGGUAGGUAGCUUUUUCAACUCUACCUCAGUAAUUCCGAUCUUAAACUAGAAUUCAUAUUUUUUGUUUGUAUGUAUUAUAUUAAGGUAUUUGAUUUUAAAACGAGAUGAUUUGAAAAUAAUUGCUGAACUUAUUUCGAAUAGUAAUAUUUUCAAUACACCAAUCGGUUGUAUCAUUCAUAUUAUUAUUUAAGAAUUUUGGUUACAAUUAUUACGUUUUAAAAAUGUUGGCAUUGAAAAUAAGUUUGCGAUGUCAUGUUUGUUAUUUUCCAUUGCGAUCCUUAUUCGGUAAAAUGAUGAUGAUGAAGAUUAUAUUUUAUUUAUUUGUAAAUAUAUAUUUUUUAAAUGUUUCAAGUUGACAUUAACAGUAAACCAUUAAUUUUAUCAUUAUAAUCCGAUUCAUCUAUAAUAAUUGUAUUAAGAAUUUAAUCAGAUAUUUGAAUAGCCCAGAAUAAUUGAAUAACCCAUAUAUUUUUUGUAAGAUUUCCGCAUUUAUUUUAUUAUUAUUUAUG